Molecule: messenger RNA, 384 nt
Organism: Brassicogethes aeneus
Lineage: Eukaryota; Metazoa; Arthropoda; Insecta; Coleoptera; Nitidulidae
Source: the annotation of a GenBank genome assembly
AUGUUACAUACAUCACUUAUUUUUCCCAGACCCACAAAAAUUGAUGAUAUGUAUAAAAAAUACAAGAAACAUGAAAUUUUGUUUGAUUCUGUGGCUGAGCAAUUAAAACUCGAACAACUUACAAAAUCUCAAGAAGAAGAAGAUAGGCUCAAAAAGGAAAGUGAAUUAAAUGACUACCAUAUACAAUCUAAUGAGGAAUCUGAAAUUAGUAUUAAUGAAGAAGAGGAGGAUGAAGAAGAAGAAAAUGUAGAACAUAUAAAGGAGGGAAAAAAUAGGAGGGGGGACGAAAGAACAGGAACAACGAUUGAAGAUAAAGAUAAUAAAGGGGAACUUCCAACCCCACUUAAAAAGGAAGAAAAAGAAAAAAAAAAGAAACAACGGUAG